Messenger RNA from Trichogramma pretiosum, 4062 nucleotides. RefSeq names its product zinc finger protein jing (gene jing). Bases 24 to 2891 code for a protein of 955 amino acids. The transcript has 8 exons. Lineage: Eukaryota; Metazoa; Arthropoda; Insecta; Hymenoptera; Trichogrammatidae. Gene Ontology annotation, biological process: regulation of transcription by RNA polymerase II. The record is from RefSeq and is a predicted model, not a curated record. Gene Ontology annotation, cellular component: ESC/E(Z) complex.
UUCUCAGUGCGUGCUCAGGCAAGAUGGCAGACAGUUCGUUGUCGUCGUCGUCGUCUUCGUCGUCGUCGUCGUGUAGCGUCGCCCUCCGCCUAAAUAACGAUAAUAACGCGAGUGCGCAGACCACUGCUGCUGCUUCUUCUUCCUCUUCUUCGUGUAAUACAACUGCCGCUGCAUCUGCGGCCAACAACAACCCGAGUAACGAUCUGACUCGCGCCGCUGCCGUCGUCGUGGCUGGCAAGUCGAUUGUUGUAUCUCAAAACUUUAGUAGUGGUAUUAAGAUGCAGCAGCAGCUACAGCACAAUCGCAUCCAGGACGACGCUAAACUGAGUAUCGCGAGUGCCGUGGUGCUCGUCGAGCGCACCGAUCGUCAAUUGAUGAUCAAGAAUAAGGUGAAAAAUAUGAGUAUCGCGAGUGCAGGUAGUGCAGGUAGUGCUAGUGCUGGUGCCGGUGGUGUUGCCAACAAUAAUUCUGUGCUUAACAGUAGUGGUGGCAAAAUUAAUAAUGUUAAGAAAGAUUUGGUGUUGCUCAAAGAUAAGCUCAAUUGUAGUGUAGUGAUCGCCGACGAUCUCAAGCGCAUGACGCCGAAGAAGGCCAGCGGCAACAAUAACAAGGCCAAGCAGGACGUGGUGGUUGACAACGACGACGACGAUAGCGGCUUCGGCAGCAAGCCCGCUACACCUCCUCGCUCGGAAACCGACAGCAACAGUCGAAGCGGCAGCAGCAGCCCCGUCGUGGCAUCGCCAGUUGGAGUAGCAGCAGCAGCGAAGAAAAAGUCCGAGCGCGACGAUUGCUCCGGAAGUUCUGACAGCGGGGUCGCGUCGUCCUGCCACUCCGAUUGUCUCAGUCGGAGAAACAGCAGCAGCAGCAGUAGCGGCAUCAGCCUCAGCGUGAGCGGCGCCUCCAGCAGCAGCGGCAGCAGCGACAUCACGGAGCCGGGCUCGCCCUGCGGCAGCACCGGCAGCAUCGACGAGGGCGUGCACUCGUCGCGUUCGUCGCGCUCGUCGUCCUCGACGAGCUGGCACAAUCAACAACGGAGCACCAGCAACACCGCCAAGAGUCCACGGAAAUCCAGUGCCAACAGCAAUAACAAUAACAAAUCAACGGAAUCGCAGCAGCAGCAGCAGCAGCAGCAGCAGCAGUGGCCCUGGACGCCGCCGCUCGCCGUGACCGCCUCCAGCAACGAGGCUUACAAGAACAAAAAUCAGAAGACCGAGCCGAGGCACGGUCAGCUGCCGAGACAGCCCGACGACAGUCCCACGACGACCACAGGUAGAAAGACCAAGCGACAGUCCGCCAUCGGUGCGUCGAGCGCGGGAGUCGUCGUUCUUGCCCGAGCACAGGACAGCAGCAACACUGCCAGUAUCGUAAUCGCCAACAAGAAGUCGGCGCAGUCCGAAGAGGAGACGCGAAAAAUUACACAAUUUUUCAAAGCCAAGGUCAAGCGAAGACGAGUAGCGACUAAGCAGCCGUAUUAUCGUUGCGUGCUCAACAAGCAGGGUGGCCAGCUAGCCGUCGACAAAAAUCUUAAAAUGACGAUCGGCAGCGAGGACAACGAGUCCGAGACACUGGUAACCGACACGAGCGACAACUCCGGCAAUUCGGAAAAAGGAAUGCUUCCGCCUUCACUGCCCACGGAUCAUCUUAGCAUGGAAAAGGCACGAGUGGUACUUGUAUACGAAAUGCACGAUCUCUCCCACCCGACGUAUUACGAGGAUGCAGAGAUGGAUACUUCUCUCGAAAAGCUCGUGAUCGAUGAGGAUUAUCGACAGGACGAUGAGGGCAACGCGGAUAAGAUAUCCGGGGACACGAAAAAAGCCGCCGACGCGAGCUCGACGUCGUCGUGCAGCGUCGACACGACGAGCAGCGUAUCGUCGACCGAUCUCGACGCGUCGACGACAUCGAUGUCGAUGGACGUCGACCAGACGAAGCUCGAGGCCGCGAGGCGGCAAGAGGUCGACGACAUACUGACGCCGCCGCCGAGCGAUCUCAACAUCAGCGACGAGUCGCUGCCCGACGCGCUGCUCAUGCCGAUCGAGUGCUCCACGCCCGAGGUGGACGUCGCCAAGAAGCUGAGAUUCCCGCCGCGCAAGUCGCACUCGCCCAAGGACGAGAACAAGAUCUGCAGCUGGGAGAGCUGCGAGGGCGCCUUCGACAGUUCCGCCAAGCUGCUCGAGCACUUACAAACGGCGCACAUAUUUUCACAGCCAAUGAACGAUCGAUACACGUGUAUGUGGACUUCGUGCAAGGUGUACGGAAAGGUGUCCUGUUCAAGAAAGUGGCUCGAGGGACACGUCAUCACGCACGCCGGCAACAAACCGUUCUCGUGUAUAGUCGAGGGCUGCGGUGCCAAAUUUGCAUCUCAGAGUAUGCUAAAUAAGCAUGUAAAUGGGCACUUUGAUGAUAACAUGGCGCAAAACACAUCUACAGGAAAAAAGUCGACCGAGAGUACUGCAAAAAUGAUGAAAAAGAAUGGGAAGAAGAUGAGACUGCGAAAAACUCCUUAUUCUGCACGAGUCACUGAUCAUUUUGACCCUGCAGCAAUGGAAUGUCUGAAAUACGAUUUAAUAAAAAUGGAUAAGUCUAGAACUCAAGGGUUUUUAGCUGAGACGCCCGGAAAUGCAAUCACUCUUACAAGCAAAGUUAUUGGAAAACGCACACGAAAAACCGGGGAAUCUGAAGUAUUAGUACAAUGGUACCCAAGAAAUAUCGAAUCAGACGAAUGGAUAUUAGAAUGUGACUUGAGUACAAUAAAACACGUACCCAUCAGAAAAGCCGCACAAGAAAAUGAAGAAGAACUUAUUAGCUUAUUAUUCAAAAGUGCAAGUGAAACGUCAAAAUCGGAACCAAGAGCGAGACAAAAUCGCAGGAAACCUGUGCGAUUCGGAUUGUGAUUAGUGACUAAAACGUAUGCUUAAAAAUUAACUUGUAAGAUAUAGCUACGUUCUAAUUUCCUAGUCCAAGCUCUGGCGAUUAUUUAAAAUUAAUUUAAAUAAAUCAUCACGCUCAACAGACUUUAAGUUUAAACACUCGUCUCACAGAACACGUAAGUGCAUGAAUGUACAAAUGAAAUCGUAGUAUUACAUGGAAUAUAUAAUCCUUCAACGAUAUGUAUUGAACAAAAAGAGAAUUUUGUUCGGUACUGUUCAUGAAGAUGAUUCGUGACGUAAUUGUAAGAAUAUUAGUUAGCGCUUGCAACAAGUGCUGCCACUAGAAAAAAAAUAAAAACUGCCACUACAGACUUAACGAAGAAUCCAAUCCUUCAAAGUAAAUACAAUGGAAUGAUUAUAGAUAGCCUCAAAAGUGCCUCUGGUCAUGCGUGAUUUUUUUGAUUGUAUGAUACUUACGAGCAAAUGCAAGGCAUGACCUUAAAAUUUUCUGCAAAAGAGUUUUUACUAAAGCAGAAAAAUCCGCAGCAUUUUCCAUUUCGAAAAGGAAAAAAAACAUUGCACGAGGCGUUAAAAUUAAGAUUCAAACAAAAUAAUCAAAAGUAAUAAAUUAAUAAUCACUCCAGUGGCCUUAAGGAUUUAUAUACUGCCAACUGACCAUCAGUAAAUUUCCUUUAAAUCAAGAAUACGAAAAUUAUCAUUGAAGCUAUUAUUCAUGACUUCUGAGAGACUGGACGAGAAAAGAUUAAUUUAUUCUUUUUCAAAUAUAGUGGUUAUAUCGUAAAAAAGUGUUACGGGAAUUUCACUAACUGUUAUCACAUGGCAGGGUAUUGAGUUAGUUGAGUUUAAACUCAAAUAUUAUGCGAUCAGUAUCGUUCGACUAUUUCGUAUUACAAACGCUUAGAAAAUAUAAAUAUAUCCGGCUACGAUUAUUUAUUUUUGAGCAUGACAGUCAUCACGUAUAAAGCUUUUUGUAGUUAAUUUUUUUUAUAAUUUUUGAAUAUUAAUAAUAUUCUCAAAACAUUUGAAUUAGCUGAAUAUCAGCUGUGAUGAUGUAUAAUAUAAAGUAUACAAAGUCUCCUUUUAAGAAACUGUAUGAACGAAAUAUUUUGAUAAUAAUUAAAUAAAAUAUUUUUUAUGAUUAAACUGUUGCUCUCAUAAAGAUAAAAAUGCGGAG